GGCUUGGCGGGUUAUUUGAACGCUCCGCGCUCCCCGCACCUGAGCGCGGUUUUCUGUCGGCACCAGCGGCUGGAGAUGUCGGCGAGACGGAGCCGGACCCGCAGCCGCUCCGGGACCGCGGGGGAGCGGUGCGGCGGCGGAGCGAGGCGCUCUGACCCCGCGUCCCCACCCCCUCCUGCUCCCGCACUGCGCAGGUCCCAGCGGAAAUCGGGCUCCGUGCCUGAAACACCUCCCCAGCCUUCCACCCCCGCCCCCAGGACGACCAUCACCCUGAGGAAGAUCUUGCCCCGGACUGCAGAGGUCACCAGCCCCGGAGCCCAGGGGUCCACGGCAGUGAAGGCGGUGCCCCGGAGGCCGCAGACUACCACCUCCCAGGGCCGAAAGUCUUCGGCCAAGAAGGACACGUCCCCGUCUCCAGAGGUUAAGCUUCUGGAGAAGGAAAAUGCUCCCCCUCUACAGGAAAGUGCCCCCCUCAAUAAAGGCGGCUCUCCUCUCACAGGCCCAGCUCUGGAAGUGAUCACCACAGUGCUAGGCCCUCUGACCCCUAAUGCCAUCGCCAGGCCAGAACUCAUGGACGCCAGAGAUCUGGAGAUGUCCAGGAAAGUUCGGCGUUCCUACAGCCGCCUCGAUGACCCAGGUGCAGGCUGUGGCUCCACCUCGACGCCUAACUACCACCGCCGUUCCUUCUUUGGUUUCGAAAGGCUGCUCUCGGGAGAGGAGCUGGAGAACGUCUCCCCUGUGGUGAAGGAGUUGAAAAGCCAAGCAGUCGCCCCCAUGGCUGAGCCCUGGGGGCUGGACUCCACCCUCCCUGGCAUCACCAUGACCAAGGAGAAGCGCCGGAAGAGGAAGGUGCCCGAGAUCUUGAAAUCAGAGCUAGAUGAGUGGGCUGCUGCCAUGAAUGCCCAGUUUGAGGCUGCUGAGAAGUUUGAUCUCCUGGUGGAGUGAGGUGGAUGAACAGAGGAUUUCUGCACUGGACUGCCCCCUCCUGUAUAUAGUGUGUGUUCUUUCUUCACCCCUUUCUAGGAGUCUCAGCCACUAGCAUUGGCUGCCUCCAUCCCCGGUGCAGAUAUGCCCUGUCUCCUGGGGGUGCUGGCACUUGACACUGAGGCCGUCUUGGGUCCCUCCACCUUGAGGACUUUGAUCAUCAGCGGGGGACCUGGCUAGGGGCACCAUUGACCAUGGCCUUGUUACCUCCCACUUUUCUUGGCAUCCCAUCCAGUAGCUGCCAUGCAGAUGGUGCUUGGGCUCAUCCCAUUGUGUCCUAGGUGCCUUGUUUCUCCUUUCCCGGGGCUUAACCAGGAAGAAUAAAGGUAGCACUUGGAAACCAUGGAAGUGUUAGGAAGCAGGCUGUGUGGAAAGAGAGCUGGGGAUGGGGGGAGCAGGGCCCUGUGUCCUCCAGCUGGCACCUCCUGCAGUGUCUCCCUCUUCUCAACCUUCCUCUCUAGUUUGUCUCCACCAGGUUUCCUGGGCGUGGGGAAGGCCUUGCCAUUGCUUGUGGCAGGUAGGAACAGGUCCCACAGCUGAGCCUUUCUCCCUCCCAGCUUGUAUCUAUCUUGGCAUUUAUUCUGAGAGUCUGGGAGAUUGCCUUCAGCCUGAGCCUUCUCCCCCAGGGUGCCCAGGCUGCUCAGGCUACUGAGGUCUGCAGUCACGCCCUUUGUGGGGGUAUGGCUUUGUGCCCCUCCACAGGCCCAGGCCCUGCUGAUUCUUUCUGGAGAGGCAGUUGUAAACUGAUGGGACGGUGAGUUGGGUCAAGGUGGAUCACCCCUCUUAGAUGACUCCCAGAAGACAGUUUGAAGAGGAGGAACGCUGGCUUGGUACUGGAUAGUCAGCUCUUUCCAGGCUACAGCCGUACGCUCCAGAAGCACAAGGGAGACUGCUCAGCUUCCUGGCCUGUGGUCUGCCAGGUGCCCAAGGGAGGGUCGGGGGCUGGAGUUCUCCAGCCACCCCCCAGGCUGCACUGCCUGAUGACCUUACUGUAGGCCCAGCUGAGGGGUGAAACUCAAGUAGAAACAGAUACAAAUGAACGUUGUUGAUGUUAUAUUUUGUUAACUUUCUCAAUUAUAUUUUAAUAUUUACACACACACACACACACACACAGUUUUGUGACCCAAAGUAUGACCUCUCUGGCCAAAAUUCAGCUUCAGAUCAAGAGCAGGCAGCUCCAAGGUUGGGUUAGGGGACAAGGCUGGAUGGCAGUGAUGCCUGCCAGGGACAAGGAUGGCUGGAGACACCAAGGCCCCCUUUCUAGCCAGCCCAUAGGCUCAGCUCAUCACAUUUUCUUCUGUGUCUCCGGCUGUGUGAGGCUUGGUCUUUAUGAAAGCUGUGCCUGGGCUACAAACCGCAGUUGAGCUGCAGCUGCUGCCACCUUCCAGACCCUCUCCAGCAAGGCCAACACACCUACCUGUUUACGUGGGGGCCAAUAAGAAGGCUGGCCCCAGUGUGCUGGGGAGUUGCAUCACAGGCUUGUAGAUGGAACCGUCUUGAGCACGGAGAUGCAGACCAUGAGUGCCCAGGCUAGAGGCAGCAAGCAAGCAUCUUUUAGAGACUGCUAUCCCUAAGAAGCACUCUCCCUCUUCCCCAGCAGGGGCCUGCUGUUUUAACUGUUGGGAGAAGGUGGAGGUUUUGUUUUAAAAGCUGAUUAAACCACUUCUAUCUCU
Trichosurus vulpecula (common brushtail) is the source of this 2657-nucleotide messenger RNA. It is a transcript of the gene CDCA5, whose product is annotated as cell division cycle associated 5. Lineage: Eukaryota; Metazoa; Chordata; Mammalia; Diprotodontia; Phalangeridae. The transcript has 7 exons. Bases 76 to 945 code for a protein of 289 amino acids. The record is from RefSeq and is a predicted model, not a curated record.